Messenger RNA from Centropristis striata (black sea bass), 966 nucleotides. It is a transcript of the gene glo1, whose product is annotated as glyoxalase 1. NCBI's taxonomy places the organism in Eukaryota, Metazoa, Chordata, Actinopteri, Perciformes, Serranidae. The record is from RefSeq and is a predicted model, not a curated record. The transcript is spliced from 6 exons. The coding region runs from base 63 to 605 and encodes 180 amino acids. Gene Ontology annotation, molecular function: metal ion binding; lactoylglutathione lyase activity.
CCGCUCCCUGUCAGUCCGCCCCGCCGAGCUGCGGUCCAGCUUUCUUCAGUCUCUUAGCAAAAAUGAGCGACAAAGGUCUGUCAGACGAGGCAGCGGCAGCAGCUUGCAAAGAUGGAGACCCGGUGACUAAGGAUUUCAUGAUGCAGCAGACUAUGCUGAGGGUCAAAGAUCCAGUUAAGUCCUUGGAUUUUUACACCAGAAUCCUCGGCAUGACGCUCCUGCAAAAGUUUGACUUCCCCUCCAUGCGCUUCUCUCUCUUCUUCUUGGGCUACGAGGACAAGAAGGAGAUUCCUACAGAUGUAAAGGAAAAGACGGCCUGGACCUUUUCCAGAAGAGCCACCAUUGAGCUAACACAUAACUGGGGCUCUGAGGCUGAUGAGAGCCAGUCUUAUCACAAUGGAAACUCAGAUCCACGUGGCUUCGGACACAUCGGAAUUGCAGUUCCUGACGUCUAUGCAGCCUGCAAACUGUUUGAAGAACAAGGAGUCACAUUUGUCAAGAAGCCGGAUGAUGGUAAAAUGAAAGGCCUGGCCUUCGUUCAGGACCCCGAUGGUUACUGGAUUGAGAUCCUGAGUCCUAACAACAUGGUGUCCAUUACCUCCUAAACCUUUGACAACGUGCUGCCUGCUGCGGUUCAUACAGGCCAGACCUGCCGUGGCUUCACUGGGAGAGCAGAACGUCGGGGUUUAGCAAAGAAUUUAGCAACAUGUGCUGCAGAGCUGAGGGAAAGUGGAGCAGGAUCACUUGCAACAUGGCAAUCAGUGUGCCCUGGCAUGGGCUGGACUUAAAUUGGACAGUUGAUGAGCAAAUAGAUUAGAUACCUGAGUUAUUGCUGUGAAAAGCAACCACUUUGUGUAACUGUUGCUUUUGUUUACCAUCAUCAGUUUGUUUGUGUCUUCAAAAAGUGAUGCUGAAAUAAAGCAGUAUUACUGUCUAAUAAAUGUGAAAGCCACCGUUUAAACAAAA